AUGGACUACCGACGACUACAAUAUUCGUACCCGCCACGGCCCUCGCCUUUAGGGGCCUCACAAGAACCUCACAAUCCACAGUUUGCGCCUUUUAUCGAGUCUCGUCAAGAGACUGACAAGCCUCGCCCAUACCCCUCUCCCUCUUCAAACACCACGCCCUCUCCGUCACAACUGUACCAGUCAACCACUUCACGGACGUCGAAUACUUCUCGUGGAGAUACUUCCAGCGCAUACUUUCCGAGGAAUGGCCCAACACAAGCACACCGUCGACAUGGGAGUCUCGAGACGAGGAAUGAUGAACAAACACAUCGCAGGAAUAAUUCGCAACCUCAGGCUGUUCGAUAUCGGGAAGGGCUCUUAGGUGUUUCCGUUAUGAAUCAUACGCCAUCACAACACGAAACUGCGCGUCGUACUUCCCAGGGCAGCAGUGGUAGUCCUGGAUUUCCUGGUGAGCACCCGACUUGGUCCCGAAAGCGCCGUGCAACCGUCCUUGUCGCGAUACAUGGAUCUCGUUCCUCAUCCGAUCGGGACAUGCGUGGUCCGAACGAACAGUCCGCGCUACCCGCGUUUGGAAAUCGCCAAAUGCCACCCCCAUCUCCUCCACACACAUAUUCCUCGCGAACACAACCAACCCACACGCCUGGGGGAUCUUUGAUGUCGCGCGAUAUACCUGGCGGUCAGGCGCACCGACCGGGGAGUAGCAUGUCAAUUUCCGCUAUGUUAGGUUCGGACGGGGAUCGGGCUGCGCGAGAACCUACACGAGAAUCUGCGCCGUUCUUUUCACGACCACUUGCAUCGUCGAUAUUUGGAAAUGCACCUCCAUCAUCAUCUUCCGCCGCCAUGUCCCCACCCACUGCCCCGGCAAGACCCUCACCACUCGAUAACUCCUUCCGUCGUUCUCACACACCGGAGAAGCCAUUCUCCAAGCCUCCAGGGCCCCGCACAUACCGGUCUGGUUCCGGUGGAGGUUCGAGUCAGGGUGGAGAGCAGUCGGUGUUCGGGGGCUUGACGCGCUCGUCACUCUCACAGUAUCCUGAGAAGCCACACUCGACGCACCCUUCGCCUCGAAUCUCCACGGCAGAGCUACCGUACACCGAACCUCGUCGCAUGAGUCUCAACGGUCCGAUCACUCGGCCCAGUAGUCAGCCGCCCCAUGCUGACGCACCCACACGACCCCCGGAUACACCCGGCGGGGCCACGGAUCGCCCUUUCGAGUCCGGCCCUCGGCCUACAUCUGGGUCAUACGGAAGUCAUGAUCCACAGCAUGGUCGGUUUGCAAACAUAUUUGACGAGCGGCGCCCGGAGGAUGCUGCACAGCGGGAGCGAGACCGAGCUCCAAUCCACGGAUCAGAUGCCAAGUUGAACCAGCCUGGACCAUAUCGGUAUGGCUCCCACUAUGGUGAACGCGACCCGCUCGAUCGGCACCAGAGCAGCUCUACAUGGGACCACGGUCGCUCUCACCCUCCAUCCCCGGAAAGUAAGCGCUUCCCGGCGCCGGAGCACGGGUCGGGUUUCGGGUUUGGGGCCAUUCAGAGCUACACUAAAUCACUAGGGUCACAACCGGGUGGGAAUAGACAACCUCAGAUCUCGCUUCAGUCUCGGAACAGUCAACCCACUCCUCCUCCGCCCCAUGAUCCAUAUCCCAGACACCAAGGACAGCCUUCACGGAUAGGAUCAACCCCUGUCAUCACCGCAUCGACAGCUGCCGCGUCAUCGGGUCUGGCAGCCUUGGCUGAUGAGGGACGUCGCAAAGGAAGCGAUGAGCUGCUCCAUCAUCGCAGUCUGCUGACCGUUGGUGUCGAUGGGAAACGCGGUGGCCGUGCGUCGCCUCUUCCCCAAGCCGUACAAGGCGCCCAAGCUCCAUACAUUGGUCCUGCGGGUGAGCCAGCCAUCAAAAAUGAACUGGGGCGAGUCUUCUCCGGUAUUGGCAGCGGUGUCGGUGGUGUCACCGCGGCUACCGGUGGCAGCGGACCAUCGACACCGUUGGGAACUAGUCCUUUCAAGCGCGAUAGCCUCACAGGUCGCUCGAUGAACGGAGAAGGGAUGGAUGAGGCGUCCAAGCUUGCCCGACCAUCUUCUGCAGCCGGCAGACGGCCGAGAAAGUCGCGCGACGAGGAGCAGAUGGAAAUUGAGUCCAAUGACGCCCGAGGCUUACUAUCAGCACGUAACGCCCGUCGCUCUCGGCAUGCCCACCACCAUCACCAUCACCACCACCACCAUCGCCAUAAGGUAGACGAAGAGGCGGCUACCCUGAGCUCCCUUCAACGUCCCACCUUCUUCCAUCGAACAUCCCCGGCGGAGCCUCCUGCUGCACACCAUCACCACCAACAUCACCAUCAUCAUCAUCACCAUGCUCCUCGACCAGCCACCAUUCCCGCUGCAUCUCCUAUCCGCGAGCCUCUGUGGCCCAUCUUCCUCGGCACCACCUUGGCUCUACGCUCUACACACCUCGCAUCAGUUCCCCCACUGCCAAGUCCUCUUUGGACAGCUCCAAAUUUGGAUAUACAACAACCCCCCCAGCCCCUCCCCCGCUUCGAACAGCGGGAGAAUUGCACAUUUACCGUCCGAGUGCCCCGUUUCCGAAUCGACCAAUCUCACCGGGAGGAAAUUUGCGCCCGGCGGGCCCUCUGGGGCACUGGUGUUUAUACAGACGACUCCGACCCUGUCGCCGCUGCCAUCCACUCCGGCUUCAUUCGUGGUGCGUGGGGUGACGACGUGGACGAGUCAAUGCUCGAUCUCGAGAUUAAAGAUACUUACCAGCAUGCACCGCCACCCGAAGCCACUGAUGGCGACAACCCGACUAAAGGCCCACGCCUACCACCGAUCCCCCCACCGACAAGGACUUGCACAUCACCCUGCUCGUUCUUCCCCGCCACUCUCAUGUUCGGGCUGAAGUCCCGCAAAUGGGCCGGUCACCACGACGGCAUGAGCUUCAAGGUCCAUGCCGUGGACUGGGUGGACGAGGGCGUUGCCCGUGGUGAAGAGCGCAGCGGCGAGGCCCGUCGGAAACGUCUCCGUACGCUUAUGCAGACCGGUCGCAUCUGCACGGGACCUGCCAUGGCUAAAAUGGACGAACUCCGUCGCAACGGGGUGCAGGUACCUCGACCUAUCGAUGGCCAGGAUCAACCGGCCGCUGUGCAGCCAGUCUCCUGA
Molecule: messenger RNA, 3153 nt
Organism: Penicillium verrucosum
Lineage: Eukaryota; Fungi; Ascomycota; Eurotiomycetes; Eurotiales; Aspergillaceae
Exons: 7
Coding region: 1-3153 (1050 amino acids)
Source: RefSeq, a predicted model, not a curated record